AUGAUGUGUGGCAGGCAGUGUGAGACAGGUAGCAUCUGGAUGACUCCAGACAAUCUCCUGCACAUCAUGAAGCUUAUACAACCUCAGAAAGUUGGUAUUCCAAAUAUUGAUGUGCUGUUCUCGAUUUCAGUGCACGAUCACCAAGUUAACAACGUUCAAAGAAAAGCAAGAUGCUGGGGUAUUUUAUGAAGGAGAUACAACAAUUGGUCUGAACAAGCCAGUUUUGGCAUGCAUCUUUCAUCCCACCAGCGGCAAGUUGGAGAUCCGUCAAUGAGUGAUGCCCAUGUAGACUCUUGAGUAAGAUACACUCUCUAUGCUAUUCCACCUUAUCAUCAGAAGCGUAAUUUUCAUAAACAAUUCCAAGCCCUUGACAACAUGGAGAGAGAGCAAAAACUUCCAGAGAGAAGAAAGGAGGGGAACAGGCAGGAUGGGACUUCAGGGAGCUGGUUCAAGAUCACUAUUCCAUUUGGCACAGAAUAUGAUGAGAAGUGGCUGCUGAAUUUGAUUCAGAGCCAAUGCAGUGUCCCCUUCACAGCAGUUGAGUUUCACUAUGAGAAAAGGCAGGCCCAGUUCUUCGUUGAGAAUGCCAGCAUGACCUUUGCAUUGAAGAAUAUCAGUGGCAAGAUUUGGGAUGAGGAUAACAAAAAGAUAUCAGUAUUUGUCAGCCUCUCUGAUGUACCAUGCUCUAUGCAGGAGCUGAAGCCUGAAAAGGUGGAGCAGAUAAAGCUGACCACGAACAAAAAAUGUGACAUCUCCCAGCAAGCUCUUGGAAUCCAGGGACUCCCCUUUGGCUCAGACUUGAUGACCCGUGGCAUUGAAAUGGCAAUGAAUCCUAGAAAAUGCAUGGCUGCCUCCCAGCAGAUCCAUGAAGAGAACAUAACUAAGGUGGAGUUUGCAAGAGAGACGAACAAGGGGAAAGAACUGCAGCCAGAAGAGAUAUGUGCAGACAGAAACCUCCCGUGCACUACCUUCCUGGUAUAUAAGUCCAACAACAUAAACUCCAUCCUGGAAUUGUUCCCCAAGUUAUUAUGCCUGGAUGACGAGGAGUCACCGAGACCAACCUUCUAUGGCAUUGAGGCCCACAAAAGGUUACCAACCUGCAAGAGAAGCUUCUUUGGAUCUGAGACACUGAAGAGUCUGGUACUGCAGUUCCUGUAGCAGUAUUACUUGAUCUAUGACUCUGGUGAUCGAAAGGAUCUCCUUGCAGCUUACCACAAUGAGGCCUGCUUCUCUCUGACCAUUCCCUUCAACCUCAAACACCCAGCCCCGAUCAGCUUGUGCAAGUACUUCAAGGAUGACAGGAAUAUGAAGAAGCUGAAGGACCCCUACCUGGGGAGGUAGCUGCUGAAGCACACAAAACGUGACAUCGUGGACUCCCUCAGUGUGUUGCCCAAAACUCAGCAUGAACUCAGCUCCUUCGUGGUGGACAUGUGCAUCCAGAUGGAAACGAUUCUCUGCUCUUCUGUCAACGGGGUAUUCAAGGAAGUAGAAGGAAAGUCACAGGGUUCUGUUCAUGCCUUCACUCGGACCUUCAUCACUAUCCCUACCAGCAAUUCCAGUCUGUCCAUUGUGAACGAUGAGCUAAUUGUGAGGAAUGCUAGCACCAAAGAGACGCAGAGUAUCUUCUCCAUCCCAAUGCUCACAUCCUCCUCCAGCUCCAUGCACACCCUCUCCAAGGAGCAGCAGGAAAUGGUGCAGGCUUUCUCCACCCAGUCUGGGAUGGGCCUUGAGUGGUCCCAGAAGUGCCUUCAUGACAACCACUGGGACUAUAGCAGAUCUGCUCAGGGUCUUGCUGUGCCUAAGAUGGACAUAUUUUUUAGAGGCCACUCUUCAACCCCCUACAUUGUGCCCUCUGGCCCUGAAAAUUCCCAUCCAUCUUAUGUGAAAACUGCAUUCACCCCAUUCCACCAUCUUCAAAAGUUGACACAUCCCAGCCUCAACUAUUGGAGAGGACCGAGAAGACUGGCAGGGCUGUGCGCGCUCAGGCCCCGCACGCAGACAGGCCGGGGUAAGGAGGCUGUGCGCGCGCAGGCGGCGGGGGGCGGGGGAGGGUUCCUGCUGCACUCGCCUCCUGAAUUGGGGGGCGAGCUCGGCGCUGACGCGCGGCCCUCACGUGACCUGGAGCUGCAGAGCGACGACGCAGCCUUCGGUGCAGUCGUCAUUCCCGUCUGGCUACCAGCUCCCCGCUGCCCUGCGCACGGCGGGCUGGCACGGGGCCUGGGGAAAGCGGAGCAGGUAAGGGCCCCGGCCCCGCUCGCGGAGCCCUGGGCUUCGGCUACUUACCCACCCCCGCGGCGGACGCAGGGGAACAGAGCAGCGGGUCCCGCAGCUUUCUCCACACCCCAGCAUUCUUGGGAACAUAAUGGCGUGGGGAUCAAGGGGUGGCAGGGGUUUCAGGGGGGCAGCACAGCAACCAAGAGCGACGGGAAGUCACUUUCGACUCCCUGCAGGAAAUCGGUGAACACAGCGGGGGGUCGGGGCAGCUGA
This is a messenger RNA of Cynocephalus volans (Philippine flying lemur), 2487 nucleotides long. RefSeq names its product nuclear RNA export factor 3 (gene NXF3). The record is from RefSeq and is a predicted model, not a curated record. Gene Ontology annotation, biological process: poly(A)+ mRNA export from nucleus. Gene Ontology annotation, cellular component: cytoplasm; nucleus. NCBI's taxonomy places the organism in Eukaryota, Metazoa, Chordata, Mammalia, Dermoptera, Cynocephalidae. Gene Ontology annotation, molecular function: RNA binding; protein binding.